AUGCGUUAACUGCUUCUUCUGGUGACUGGGACCUUUGACCACGCAGUCUGUUUUUAAUUUUCGGGAAAGUAAAGAAAUCGUUAUGACUUAGAUCGGGACUGUAUGGAGGGUGGUCCAAUAAUUCUACGUUUUCUUACGUUAAAUAAUGCCUUGUUUUUUGUGCUGUGUGCGAGCUUGCAUUGUCUUGGUGGAGGAUGGUUCUUCUUUCGGGGUUGAUUUUUCGAAGCUCGGUGAUGACUUUGGGCAAACAAAUGGUGGUAUACCAAUCCGCAGGAACAGUUUUUUGCUCAUUAAGAGGAAUUGUUGCAAUAUGACCCGCUUUUGGCACAACUUUCUGCUCUUCAGUCAACAGGUGGGGUAUCCAACGAGAUACUAAUUUUCU
This is a messenger RNA of Acanthoscelides obtectus, 382 nucleotides long. Lineage: Eukaryota; Metazoa; Arthropoda; Insecta; Coleoptera; Chrysomelidae. The record is from the annotation of a GenBank genome assembly.